This is a messenger RNA of Rhodamnia argentea, 863 nucleotides long. Its product is annotated as ubiquitin domain-containing protein 1-like. The transcript is spliced from 4 exons. The record is from RefSeq and is a predicted model, not a curated record. Lineage: Eukaryota; Viridiplantae; Streptophyta; Magnoliopsida; Myrtales; Myrtaceae. Bases 234 to 605 code for a protein of 123 amino acids.
CUUCGUGACUUUCGCUCGCUCUUCUUUUUCUCUCUUCGCUCCCGCACUCGACAUAAAAUCCCCCGAAACCCGCGUCGAUUUCAGCGCUCGAUCACCGCCGUUUCGCCGCCGCCGCCGCCGAACCCGUCUCCUCUUCCUCGUUCCUUUCUCUCUGGUUGGCCGGGCUCCGUUGAGCUCCGACUCACCUCCUCGCCGUCGUCCUCGUCCUCCGAUUGGCGGGCCGAUUCGAUGCGAUGGGCUGUGCCGGAUCUCGGGCCAAAGGAGAUGACUCUUCUAAGAGAAUUAGGAAGCCAAAACCUUGGAAGCAUCCUGAACCAAUUACAAGGACACAACUGAUGAAGCUGCGUGAGGAGUUUUGGGACACGGCACCUCAUUAUGGUGGGAGACCAGACUUGUUAAGCAAUUUAAUUCUGCUUUCAGAGAUAUGGGAUGCCCUGCAUGCUGCAGCAGAAGCAGAUCUAACGCUUGCCCAAGCAAUUGUGGAUAGUGCUGGUGUGAUUGUUCAGAGAGCUGACUUGACAAUAUGCUACGAUGAAAGAGGUGCGAAGUACGAAUUGCCCAAGUACGUUUUGAGCGAGCCAACCAAUUUGAUUGAUGAUAAUUGACAAUGGAGGCGGGGCAGAUUUUGCUCUGCUUCGUGUGUAAAUCCUGUGAAUUGAUAUCGAUAGUUUGGUACAACAAAUUGCAUCAAAGUGGAGGACAUUCAGGCAUUUUAAUGAUGCACGCAUCAAUACAAAUGUUACGUGACUUCUGCCGCACGAGAUGUAUAACUUCCACAGUUUCAUAUGGUUUGUUUCAUUAGUAGCUGAACCUUCUAAAGAAACGUGAAAAGUAAUUAAUUCAGGUGAUUGUUAAAGUGGAAA